AUGAUAUGGAAGUUGGCGGAGGCUGGAAUAAAUACUGCUCGUCUUAAUAUGUCUCAAGGAGACCAUGCAUCACACCAAAUGAUCAAUGAUUUGGUAGAGUAUAAUGCCCAGGCAAAAGACAACGUUAUCGCCAUCAUGCUUGACACCAAGGGUCCUGAGGUUGACUGGAAGUCGAUGGAUCUUUGCUACCUAGAGGAGAAAAAUUACUAUAAUCUACAAUCCAUGCUAUUCCAUCACCCAACCGAACUCAGGGCACACGAAAUACCGAAGAACUUCCGAAUUAAGAGGGUCAAAUCGUAA
This is a messenger RNA of Striga asiatica, 300 nucleotides long. The record is from the annotation of a GenBank genome assembly. NCBI's taxonomy places the organism in Eukaryota, Viridiplantae, Streptophyta, Magnoliopsida, Lamiales, Orobanchaceae.